AUGGCGACAGAGGUAGCAGCAGCAGCGCCGCCACCACAAUUAGACGCUGAGGAAAAUAGUGGGUUAGAGGCGGCGGCAGCCGAGGCAAAGAUACAGCCGAGCAGUGGGCCCCACAAGCUGGAGAGGAAGUGGACCUUUUGGUUCGAUAACCAAUCCAAGCCCAAGCAAGGUGCUGCUUGGGGUUCCUCUCUUCGCAAGGCCUACACCUUCGAAACCGUUCAAGAAUUCUGGUGUCUGUAUGAUCAGGUAUUCAAGCCGAGCAAGUUUCCACCAAAUGCAGAUUUCCACUUGUUCAGGGCUGGGGUUGAACCAAAAUGGGAGGAUCCUGAGUGUGCUAAUGGAGGGAAGUGGACUGUCACCAGCAGGAGUAAGGCCAGCCUUGAUACCAUGUGGCUAGAGACCUUGAUGGCACUGAUUGGAGAGCAAUUUGAUGAGGCUGAUGAGAUUUGCGGGGUGGUAGCAAGUGUGCGCCAGAGGCAGGACAAACUUGCAUUAUGGACUAGGAAUGCUGCAAACGAGGCUGCCCAGAUGGGCAUUGGGAGGAAGUGGAAGGAGAUAAUCGAUGUCACUGAUAAGAUCACCUACAGCUUCCAUGACGAUUCUAAAAGGGAAAGAUCAGCAAAGCCUCGAUACAAUGUUUGA
Messenger RNA from Prunus armeniaca (apricot), 642 nucleotides. The record is from the annotation of a GenBank genome assembly. Lineage: Eukaryota; Viridiplantae; Streptophyta; Magnoliopsida; Rosales; Rosaceae.